AUGGGUCACUCCGCAGGUCUCCGCGCUGGCACCAGAUAUGCCUUCAGCCGCGGCUUCAAGAACCACGGCGCGAUUAAGCUGUCCACCUACCUGAAGACCUACAAGGUCGGUGACAUCGUCGAUGUCGUCGCCAACGGCGCCGUCCAGAAGGGUAUGCCCUACAAGGUCUACCACGGCAAGACCGGCGUCGUCUACAACGUCACCAAGUCCGCGGUCGGUGUCAUCCUCUACAAGCAGGUCGGCAACCGCUACAUCGAGAAGCGCAUCAACGUCCGCAUCGAGCACGUCCGCCACUCCCGCUCCCGCGAGGAGUUCAUCAACCGCGUGAAGGAGAACGCCGCCAGGAGGAAGGCCGCCAAGGCCGAGGGCCAGAGCGUCCAGCUCAAGAGGCAGCCUGCCCUUCCCAGGGAGGCCAGGACCGUCAGCACCAAGGACAACCGUCCCGAGACCGUCACUCCCAUCCCGUACGAGACCACGAUCUAA
Molecule: messenger RNA, 483 nt
Organism: Lasiodiplodia theobromae
Lineage: Eukaryota; Fungi; Ascomycota; Dothideomycetes; Botryosphaeriales; Botryosphaeriaceae
Product: 60s ribosomal protein l21
Exons: 3
Coding region: 1-483 (160 amino acids)
Biological process (GO): translation
Cellular component (GO): cytosolic large ribosomal subunit; ribosome
Molecular function (GO): structural constituent of ribosome
Source: RefSeq, a predicted model, not a curated record